Molecule: messenger RNA, 1173 nt
Organism: Saccostrea echinata
Lineage: Eukaryota; Metazoa; Mollusca; Bivalvia; Ostreida; Ostreidae
Exons: 2
Coding region: 1-1173 (390 amino acids)
Source: RefSeq, a predicted model, not a curated record
AUGGAUAGUCCUGUUUGUAGCCCAGAUGGGGCAGUAGAUUUUGGCCAAGAUGGCAUUUCUGCAAAAGCAGAUAGUAAUUUGUGUGGCCAAGAUGGCGACCCCAAAAAGUGGGGUGGUUAUUGCAUCCCUAAGAAAAGUUUGCGCAAGGGGGCUAUUAAUAAAGAUCGUUAUGAAGACGACAGUGAAUCGACCGAUCCUUAUGAGGAUCAUAGUUCAUCAGAUGAGGAAGGCGAAAUUGACAAUUUCACUUACAAGUCGCCCCUGACACUGUCGCACACCCGAGACGAGCCACAGGCCGACUCUGACGAUGAAAUGGACGCUAAAAGUUUUGACCACCCACUCAUUGAUGAGACGGAAUACAUGCUAGAUAAAAACAAGGCAAAGUAUGCCAAAAAGUAUUUCAAGCUUCAUUUGUCAGAGGACAAAAUUCGCUCCAGCAUUUUGGAAGACGCGCCUAUACCAGGCAACCAUUUUUUGAAUCCUCCAGAUAUCGACAAUUAUCUCUCGGACUUAGUGGCGGAUCACAAGUCAAUGAAGUUCUUGAAAAUGCACGAUUCUUCACUAAAAUUUGUACAGAAACGAGUUUCUCAGUGCAUGGGACCCUUAUCUAGAAUUUUGGACGAAAUGGACAAAGCUGAUGAGGGCAGCAAGUCUAGUCUGGAAAUAGAAGUGGUGAACUUCCUUGUAAAAACUAAACUCAUGAUUGGUCAAGUGAAUGUUGCGUGUCUUUACGAACGAAGACUGAAUUUCCUUGCAAAAAUUCUCGAAAGUACUAAGAAAGCUAAGAGCAUGUUACUUGAAAACGAGACGAAACUUCAGGACGAUUACGUCCUCUUUGGGAACGACUUUUACACCACCCUGUACAGGAAGUCGAAAGACAGAAAGAGUGCACGAGAGAUGUCAAGGGACAUCGCCAGACCUGUCAACAAGAAACAAAGACAGAGUGUUGACCAGCCCUUUGGUCAGGGACCCUCUGGUGAACAAAGAAAGUCCAGAGGGUCGAGCUACUCAAGAGGCACAGGCAGAGGCGCCAUUACAAAGAAACAGAGGUAUGUCAAAUUUAUCAAUUACGUCACACGUAAACAUACCGAUAGUAGUAGAACAGAUGUCAAAAGUUCUGAGGGAUCAUCACAAUCUCCACUCAGGUUUACCUCUGAAAUUCCGCCAAAAUGA